Molecule: messenger RNA, 3203 nt
Organism: Anarrhichthys ocellatus (wolf-eel)
Lineage: Eukaryota; Metazoa; Chordata; Actinopteri; Perciformes; Anarhichadidae
Gene: gask1b
Product: golgi associated kinase 1B
Exons: 4
Coding region: 1-1518 (505 amino acids)
Cellular component (GO): Golgi apparatus
Source: RefSeq, a predicted model, not a curated record
AUGGGGAAGUCUCGCUUUCACUGGCUGUUCUUCCCUUGUCUAAGACUGACCAGCAGCUUUCGGAGGUGCCCUCUUUCAAACAGGAGUUUGAUAAUUGCGAGCGCAUGUGUUGUUUAUUUGUUGGUGGUGGGUUCACAAGUCGGAUACUCGCAGCAGCACCGGGACAGAAGGAUUGAGAGAGAGAAGUACCGGCACACCCGUGGAUUGUAUAAUUUGGAUAUCACAGACUCUGUGGAUUUGCAGACCGGUGCGAGCUUUGUGGUCCCGACGCGGUCCAACGUGGUGUACAUAACGCUUAAGUCUAAGCGCUUAAAACCAGCACAUAUUCGGGGUACAAUCAGACCAAAACUGAGGAGAAAAGUGAGGAGGAAUAAGGAUGAGGUUUAUUCAGCUUUUACGCAGAAUAAACUUGGCACUUUGGAGCGGGACGCUGGCCAAACUAAGCGCAAAUUUGCAUCCAAUACUUCACGGGGAGAAACGAGGCAUGUGUAUUACAAAUCUUUAGAAAUAAUCCAUACGGACGGACAGGCAGACUCUCACAUCAGUUCUAUACGAAUAUACAGCCAGACGGCACCGCCGUGGCUCAGCCCACAUGACGUGAAAGACAUGCGCUUUCUCGCGGAUGCCAAAGUUUUGCGCAUCAAAGAAGUUUCUCGUAGAUACUCUCCAUCACUUCUGGUAUUUGAGGGCGAGACAAGCGUUUCAACGACCAACCUGCAACACACACAACGGAGCAAUGUAUGUGGAGGGCAGUGUGGAGUUAUCAGCAGCCCCGUGGACACCACUGAGGUCUUUGCCUUUCAUCUGGACAGGGUGCUGGGGCUCAAUAGGACAUUACCAGCCGUAAGCAGAAGGUUCAGCUUCUUAUACGAUGGCCAGCCCUGUCCAGUGGUGUCAUGGGAUGCAUCUCUCUACCCAGAAGGCCGUGCUGCAGGCUGGUCCACCACAAGGUUAACAUGGGGGGAGUACCAGAGCUCCCUGAAACAGAGAUGUUGGCAUAAAAACAUCAACCCAAAGCCGGACUCUGGCUGCUCCACAGUUCAUCACUAUGAGUGGAGUAAACUGGCUCUGUUUGACUUCUUGUUACAGAUUCACAACCGUCUGGAUCCGAGCUGCUGUGGAUUCAGGCCCAGGCAGGAGGAUGUGUGUGUGAAACACAACGCUGAAUGUGGGGACCAAAACCACAUACAGCUGGCAAACAUCAUCCACAGGGGCCACGACCCCAGACACCUGGUCUUUACCAACAACAAGGGGUUCUUCGACCGCAAUGAGGACAACCUGGACUUCAGGCUCCUGGAAGGAAUCAAAGAGCUGCCAGAGCAGGCGGUGUUGGUGCUGAAGAACAAGAGGCUGAGGGAGAAGCUCCUCCAGUCUCUGUUCCUGGACCAGACAUACUGGGAGAGCCAGGGCGGCCGACAGGGCAUCGACAAGCUCAUCGAUGUAAUUGAGAGGCGGGCGAAUGUCCUCCUCACCUAUGUCAACGCUCACGGGAUCAAAAUCGUCACAAUGAAUGUGUGAUGAGAGUCAAGUGACCUCAAUAAUGCGACACAGAUAAAGUAGAAUAACGCCUUGAUCUGUGUGACUUAAUGUCCUUUUACAAGACACUGGAGCUUAAUCCACUUACAUUUUCUAAGUGACUCUGAUGUCAUCAUGUAAUGUCAUUUGCAAGUUCUUUAAUAUGAACUAUCACAAGAAAAUGUGAGCAUAAUGGUGUCAAGUGAAACUGGUCCUAAUCGUCACGACCAUAUCAUUUUACCGUGAAAUAUUGAAAAAAUUAACAAGAUUAAUGAAUAAUUAGAGAGUUCUUUCUCUAAUUAUUCGUAAAGUAACAAUUAUCACAUCGCUAAUGAAGGACUUAUAUAUUAUAAAUGGCACGACCCUUUUAAAAUAGCAUUGUGGUGGUGUUAAUAACUGUGUGAUAGAAAGCUUAUUUUGCAGUAAUGGAAACCAGUCAUUUGCAUCAGAGCCUGAGAGACGCUAUAUUUAACUCAUCAAGGUGAAAUAAUUCUUUCGGCCAUCAUUGUGUACAGAAUAUUCUGCAGCUAUAACUUUGCUCCUCCUGAGGCCUCGCAUUAAGUGUAAUUUGCUUUGUGUAUGACUGGAAUGCACUCAAUGAUACUGGAAUGAUCCUGAACAAACAAAUGCUUUAGGUAAAUCUAUAGUGAAAGUUGAAAAUGAAAAAAUAAAAAGUAUUACUCUGAAGUUAAGGGAAAAUACAGUGUUUGCAAAUCAUAUGUCUUCAGGCAGGCCACUUCAAUUUAAAUACCUUUAAAGGCACAGGGCUUUGUACUUCAGUUUCCAUGUUUUGUUAAGCAGGUUUUGGCUUGAGCACUGUGGAAUAAGAUGGUACAUUGGAUUACCUUAUCAGUUCUCAAGAAACUUCACAAGGUUUGGUUUUAGGAAAUGUAUAGAACUACUCUUUCUUUUUUCUCCGUGGCAGGCCUGAUAUUUUCAUCCUAGUUGACACGGAUAAUGAGCCUUUUGCCUUUACAGUGUGUCCGCUUUUCUUCUUCUCCUUGUUCACAUUUUUGCUCUUCUUGUUUCCAAGGGAGUAAAGAAAUUGAGAAGAUUUGGUCUUUUAGGCAGUGGAUGACAAUAAUUUGGGACAGUCCUUCUCAGCUGUUCCCAGCUGGCUGCUGCCUGGUCAGCCUCCGAACAGAGGAGCUCUUUAUUCUUGUAAACUCAGCUGAGCGCUGAUAAUCACUCUGGUUUACCAUGAUGUCACUUUUCCCACUCCCUGCCCUUCAGAGUUUGCAAGUGACCUUCAAUGAACUGUGAUUAAAAAGUAAGCAAACCAUGUGCCUGCUGGCUAUAUUGGUCAGAGCAACUUUUUUAUUGUGAGAUUUAUUUAAUAAUGCUUUGACUUUGUAUUCUAUCUUUUGUGUUCUACUUCACAAAGUACUUCACAUAUUAUCAACAUCAGGGAAUGUUUUGCAAACAUCUCUGAUCCAGAGAACAUUUAACAGAAUGUCAGCAAAGGACUUGUUCAGGACUGUUUUCAGGUAGCUGGUCACUAUCUUGUUCCGACAAAAACCAAAGUGCAAAAACAACUAUUUGUGGUUUAAUGUGGGGCUAUGUGCCUGGCUAGCUAUUUUCCCCAUGCUAAGCUAAGCUAACAUACUGCUGACUAUAUCAACAGAGGAAUCAACCUUCUCAUCUAACGUUCAGCAAGAAAACAAAAAUAGAUAUUUUCCAAAAUGUCA